Diorhabda sublineata is the source of this 3409-nucleotide messenger RNA. RefSeq names its product probable serine hydrolase. The transcript has 3 exons. NCBI's taxonomy places the organism in Eukaryota, Metazoa, Arthropoda, Insecta, Coleoptera, Chrysomelidae. The record is from RefSeq and is a predicted model, not a curated record. Bases 726 to 1643 code for a protein of 305 amino acids.
AGUUUUGUUUUCUUUAUGAUUUCAUUUGUCGUGUGUUACCCACGUAUGUUUUCUCAAAGGGGUAUAAAUAACCAUGUAUUUAAACGAAAAAAUGAUUAAUAAUCUACAAUUAAAUCUGGUGGGGAUUACGUUAAGUAUAUAUACGAGGUGUGGUUAUUAAGUAACGAGACUAACGCUACUACAUCGAUUGCGAUGUCUGUCGUGUCUGUAGACAAACCAGUGUAGCUGUAGCCUUCCCACAUGACAAACAUAAAUUUUCCACGAAAAUAGCUUGUAACGAACGAAAUUUGCAUUAAAAUAAACUAGAUUUGUGCGUGUCUAGAAGGAACUGACAGAAAAAGACUUUCUAAUAUAGCAAUUAAAGACAUCUCUAGGUCAGACUAGGUACUUUUGGAACGAUUCUCGUAUUAGGAUAGCGUGGAUUACUUUGGGAAUUGUUUUAUUUAAAAAAAAAUAUUGUAAUCACCCAAUUUAUGUUUUAUUUGUUUAUUGACAAUUUUCAGAGAACUUAGAGACUGAAUUAUACUAAAAAUAUUCAUUUAAAGCGAAUAAAUAAUAAAAGUUGAUAUAUUGUAACGAAUAACUAAAAAUUUAUACCGUUUUAUGUUAUUUUUUUUACUGCAAGUUACGCUACUGCUAAUUAAAAUUCUAGUAGCUUCUAUUUUAAUUCAAAUUUUACCAAAAUUCACUGUGUAUCGAAACUCGAAUAGUACGACUUAGUAAAAAUGAAAGUAUCUAGUCAAUCGCAUGAAAAUCCAACUGAUUACAGAGAAAUCAAACUUCCGGUUCCGUGGGGUCACAUUUGUGGAAAAUGGUGGGGACCCACUAACGUUCAACCGAUCGUUGGUAUCCACGGUUGGCAGGACAACAGCGGCUCUUUCGAUAAAUUAGCGCCGUACCUCGUAGAACGCGGUUUGUCUUUCUUCUGCAUCGAUUUACCCGGCCACGGUUUUUCGUCUCACAUCCCGCAAGGUCUCGUGUACGAUCACUACUUCGACGGGGUGUAUUACGUGCGUAGAAUCGUGAAAACCUACCGUUGGAACGACGUUACCUUCAUAGGACAUUCUCUAGGCGGUUGCAUAAUAUUUUUGUACGCGUCGAUUUAUCCCCACGACGUCUCCAAGUUCGUCAGCCUCGACACGUGCGGCCCUUGCGGUAGAAACGGCACAAAGGUCCUACGUCAAGCCAAUCUCAACAUAGAUCAAUUGUUCGACGCGGGGGACGAUUUUUGUUACGGCUACGACGAAAUGCUGAAUAUAUUGAUGGACGGUCACAACGGAUCUUUGGAUAAAGAAUCCUGCGAAAUUUUGCUUAAGAGGGGAUUAAAACCGGCGAAGGAUAAAGAAAAUUGUUACGUAUUUACCAGAGAUCCGAGAUUGAGGAUUAACGCGCUGCCCUUUUUCACCAUAGAUGAAAUAAAGGAUUUCGCGUCGAGGAUAACUUGCGAGGUUUUGAAUAUCAGAGCUAACCGAGGUACGAAAUUCGACGAUCCCGAAAAUUACGACAUAACUUUGGAUGCGAUAAAACGUCAGGCUAAACGAUUCGAAAGGGUUGUCGUCGAGGGAACGCAUCACGUACAUUUAACUAACGCCGAUAGAAUUGCUCCUAUUAUUCUAAAUUUUCUAAUUAACCGUACGGAAUAGAUUUCAUUCUUCUACUUCAUGUCGAAAUGUUCUUCUUUUUCUCGAUUGGAUCGCUUCGAUUUCUUCUUUUUUGUUCUAUACAUCCGUGACUUCCACCCUUCCUAAACAAAAAAAACCAAAACCACCAAAGCGAUUGACCAAAUUUGGAUCAAAGGCAGCGACUGGAAGUUGUAGACUGCAAAAGAGACCAAACAAGAAUGUUUUGGGGAUAACCGCAGACAACAUCGACGAAAUGAGAACCUAACCUAACUAAAUGAACGUCCCGGUUCGCCACCCAUCUCUUGGUCAUCAAUAAUUGACGCCCUUUGUGCAUAAUGUAUACGAAAUUUCAUCAGGAUCCGAGGAAGGAUGUAUUGAAGACGCAAAACUAAACUUUCUUCGUCGCCAAUAUUGAUUGAACUGCCUUGUUUGUAGUAGGACGAAACUUUUCUUCUUCUUCCUUAAUAGAUCGCUGGAAUUUGUUCUUUUUUAUCUUGUAUACGAUUGGAUUUCAUAUCUAUUGGUAGUGGUACCAGUAGGACAAACAAAAACAAAGUUUGAUUAGUAGUCGAUUGGACAUCCUCAAGCGGUGAUGCCAUAUCUACGCAUUUAGAGUCGGUUUGUUGUGGAAUCGAUGGUGAAUCUUUCCUUAUGGCUUGUGUUGUUUUAUGGUUGAAGCUAAAUGGAUUCCGACAUCAGCGGAAGCGAUGCACGGAGUUCUAGGUUAGGAACUUCGUCACGAAAAGCACUACGACCAAAAAUAUUGGAAAUUAUGGGAGAAAGACGAGGAAUUUGCAGGUUGGCUUCAAGGAAGUACCAAAUCGUGUGUUUAUGCUCAGUUUAGUUGAAUUAAUAUUCCAUAUAAUAGCUCCGACGUUGAGAGGUUGUUUUCUGCAACUAAUAAAAUGAAAACCUUCCAGAGAAAUAGGAUUUGCACGGAAACUUCAGAGAGAUUGUUGCUUACUGAAAGAUCCAUGACAAACAACGCAGAAAAUUUGAAAUUUCAGAACAGCUCAAGCAUUUUAAUCUUGGAAAAUCUUCUACAUUGAGGUGGUAGAUAAUUUUGCAUUUUACAUUCUACCAACUUCUACAUUUGGCACGGAAUCUACUAAUUUUCUGAAAUUCGAGUUGGCAACGCUGUCUCCUCAACAACAAGAUCAUUUUCGUCGUCUUCUCCAUGCUGUGAUUUCAGUAGCAGUUGCAGAUGGUUUUGUAAACACCAAGAUUUUAGUAAUGGGGUCUUAUAAUCUCUUGUUUUAUUGGUUACGAAAUACUCCUGAUUCUCCAUUCCAGCUUCUUGUCUAUUUCAGAAAAAUAUCUUUGGUCAUUCAAGCUGUUCAUCCCCUUCGAAGCAUCUUUGACUGGUUGUUCCUUUUGUUAUUGUUUUUUGAACGGAAGCAAUCUGAUUGAGCUUAAUGCAGCAAAGACCCAGGAUGCUGUGGAUGAGGAUUUGGUCCUGUCUGGAGAUGGAUUCGUUUGUUAGGUCUUGAGGUUGGGAAUUAGCUAUUAACUUCAAUUUAUCAGACUAAUUUCUUUGGAGAAUUGCAAGUCUGUGGAACCAGCUACAAAGACACGUCUUUGUAGAUGAUUCGCUUUUCUCAGGGGACGCAAGGUGGUCAACCACCACCAAAAUAUUGUUCCAAGGGGUGUAGGUACCAAGAUGUAUUUAAUGUGCUAGCAGAUUUUGAUUAUUUUGUCAAGAAGUCAUUGCAUAUCUUCACACCAAAAUUUAUUAACAUACAACAGUUGUACUUGUAUCAAUAAACAUAUUUUUAUUCUGUCGUAUA